AUGGAUUUGUUACCAAUCUUGGAAGAACGUGAACGCAUUGUUGAGGACAUUCUUACCAAUCAACAACUUGUAGUAGAUUACGAUAGGAAACGAAACACAAAUCGUGAAGCUCUAAACAAAUUCAAAAAAGAAUUGAAGAAUGAGAAAAAACUAUGGGUGAAUCUUGGUGAUUUUUUUAUUAAGAUGGAAGCACCUAAUGUAAAGACCUUGAUUGAGAAAGAUCAAAAAAAUCUAGACAACGAAAUUGAGGUCGUCAGAAAUUCGAUCAAAGGGAAAACAGCGCAAUUGGAGAAACUGGAGACUGGUGAAAUGGAAAAGAUGAAAGGGUUUAAUUUGCAGGGCAUAACCGCAAGAGAACUUUAUAAUAUCACAGGGAACAUUAUAGAAGAUCAAUAA
Molecule: messenger RNA, 396 nt
Organism: Ambispora gerdemannii
Lineage: Eukaryota; Fungi; Glomeromycota; Glomeromycetes; Archaeosporales; Ambisporaceae
Source: the annotation of a GenBank genome assembly